Molecule: messenger RNA, 1130 nt
Organism: Pelmatolapia mariae (spotted tilapia)
Lineage: Eukaryota; Metazoa; Chordata; Actinopteri; Cichliformes; Cichlidae
Gene: harbi1
Product: harbinger transposase derived 1
Exons: 7
Coding region: 73-1113 (346 amino acids)
Source: RefSeq, a predicted model, not a curated record
CCGCAGGUUAACGUUAGCUAUUUCAAUGACUUGUUUUUUGGGCCCAUAAAUGCUUUAUUUUUUAUCUGAAGCAUGGCCAUCCCUAUAGCCAUCUUGGACUGUGAUCUACUCCUGCAUGGUCGAGGCCACAAGACCCUUGACCGCUUCGACCUGGACUCAGUCUCAGACAGUUUCCUCCUCACGCAAUUUGGCUUCCCCAGAGGCUUUAUCUUGUAUCUGGUGGAAUUACUCAGAGAGGGUCUAUGCAGGCGAACCCAGCGCUCCAGAGCCAUCAGUCCUGAGGUCCAGGUGCUGGCGGCACUGGGUUUCUACACAUCAGGUUCAUUCCAGACAUCUAUGGGGGAUACGAUAGGUAUAAGCCAGGCGUCAAUGUCGAGAUGUGUGUCCAAUGUGACGAGAGCCCUGGUGGAGAAAGCACCUCAGUUCAUCACGUUCAACAGAGAUUUAACCACCAUAGAGCAGUCCUUCCGGGAGUUUCAGAGGGUCGCAGGAUUUCCUGGAGUCCUGGGGGUGCUGGACUGUGUUCAGGUGGCCAUCAAAGCACCAAACAGCGAAGACUCCUCAUAUGUGAAUAAGAAGGGCUUUCACUCUGUGGCCUGUCAGCUGGUUUGUGAUCCCCGAGGACUGUUACUCAGCGCAGAAACACACUGGGCAGGUGGACUCCAGGACACUGUUGUUCUAGAAAGAUCUGCUCUUUACAAACAGCUGCAGGACACAGAGCAGGGCUGGCUGCUGGGUGACAGCCGUUACCCUUUGAGGAAAUGGCUGAUGACGCCAGUUGACUGCCCAGAAUCCCCUGCAGAGUUUCGAUACAAUCUGGCCCACGCGGCUACACGUGAGAUCGUGGAUCGAACCUUCAGAGCCAUCCAAACCAGAUUCAGAUGUUUAGAUGGCACCAAAGGAUACUUACAGUACUCUCCAGAGAGGAGUUCAUCCAUCCUGCUGGCCUGCUGUGUUCUCCACAACGCCUCCUUGCAGUCUGGAUUAGACGCCUGGACUCUGGAAAGAACAGAGCCUCUCGAGCAGCCAAAGAGCCUCAACCAGAGACCCGAGGACCGUGACAGCCAGGCAGAGGAUCUUCGAAGGCAGCUCAUAUUCAAACACUUCAGCUGAAGCUGUGGGGGUUAAAG